ACAGUUUUCAAGUCCAGGGUAAAGAACGCUCACCAUUCACCAGCUGAAAUGGUACUUUAAAACUUGAAAAUAACUUUUUUUCUCCUGUUCCUUUAGUUACUUUGGCAGUUGACUAACCAGUUUCAUCAAAGGAGCCAUUUGUUUGCUUUAAUAGCCGAACAAUUGGCAUUGAAGUCACUGUUGCUAGAGGAUUAAGAGUCUUGCCCUAAAUAUAAACACAUGCAAAGUGCGUUUUAUCCCAGGAUAUCUUCACUGGGUGUUUUAGGCAUACGACAACAAUGCUAAACCCUUUCACAUUUAUUUUAUCAUAUGGUUGGAAUGGUUACACAGAUAAAUUGUACUUGUGGAGGUUAACUGCUCCGUUCAAUGCAGCAAAUGUAAAAUGUGAAUUGAUUGAAUUGUUACUCCUGACUGUACUCAAGCUCGAGUAUUUACAUAGGUAGGAUUCUUUCACAGGCCAUUCAGCCUCCAAUAUCCCUCCGGUAUCUUAAAGUGUCAUUCUCAGGGGAGUUUGCUGAGCGCAGACUUGGUUACAUAGUUUCUAUUAAAACCCAAGUGUGAUACAUCUUUCAACACCAGAGUGAGAAAUUAACAUCAAAUCUUGUCAUAGGCCCGGUAUAACUGUCACUUCAUUGCCUUAUUUCUCAGCUACAGAGAGAGAACACUACUUCAGCCAUGUUUACGAGGUGACAGAUGCUCUAUAAUAUUUCAUCAUUACAGAAAAGCCUUUACACAACAGAUACGGCUCUGUAAAGUCAACAAAAUCAUCAAGAUGUUUUUUUCUCAUCCUAACCAUCUCCAUGCGUCAAACUGUAGCAAUGAAUUUGGCCUCCCUUAUCUUCUCAAGCAGACCUUUUGGCCUUUCGCCAGCAGCGACUACAAGGUCCUAUUAUCCUAUCCUAGCACCAAGGUUGUGAUCCAAACACACAGAGCUGUGUUGGUUUUGUGUUUUAAGUUGGACUCAUGCUGCAGUGUGCAUGGAUGCAACAAACCCAUUUUAAAAACAAGUCACAUGCUCCGCUAUUUGGAGGAACUGCACUGGUAAUCUAAACAAAACGUGAAUCCAGAUAACUGCAACAACAAAGUUUAAAUUAGGGAUCUACUUCCUGUUUUUUUUCCACAUCCUGACUUUCAGAAUUAUAUCAUUUUGAUUUAACACAACUGUGGUAGUAGUUCAAACUAUUAAAUUAGUUUUGCAGUCAUUUAUUUAGCCAGCAACGGCGUCCAGUGCUGCUGUUUGUCACAAAGGUUUUCUCCAGCACAGCAACAUUCACAUACUGAGCUGCUGAGGCAGCAUGCUGUCGGCUUUGUAGGUUUGUGUGAUGCCAGGUGGAGAGGCAGAAAGCAGGAAUAGAAAGUGAGCUUUGGCAGCCUUAAAUGUUCGUAACAUAUAGGUAAAACAAGAUCAACUAUUUAAAAUAUCUGCAGCGUUUUUUGGGAAAUGGGGUUGGCUCUUCCACGGGUUUGAAAAUAAAGGGAAAUAUACAGUGUGAGUGUAGACAUUUAUAGAGAUUUUAAAUGCUUCGGGAAUGCAAAAAUAUUUUUGGGUUGAUAUUCAAGAAAAGCAAAUUACAUUUCUGGGAAUACUUUGUUUUUUAAAUUGCAUGUACUUCACAUUAAGAGGCAACAACAAAGUACUUGGUUGAAAGAAAAAAAAAAACAAGGCCACUCCUGCUGACUGAAUCUAGAUUUUAAACAUGUGGGGGGGCUUUUAAACAGGAGUAUUUCUUUAAUAUAUCUUUUCAAAGUAUUAUCAGAAAGUUGUUAGAUUUGUAAGAAGACAUCUGAGGAGACUCGAUCCAUUCAGAACCAGAUUUAAAAACAGGCCACUUUUGUCCAGCCAGGCUGUUGUGGCGGAGGAGAUAAGAGCCUGUGCGAAGGCCUUUGAACCACAGAGCUUCAAUGACAACUUCGGCUGACCUUUUGUUUUCCUUUCUGCAUUGAAAGCGACCGGUCCCCUUUUCCCCCCCAUAGCAACCAAUCAGUCCACUCCCAAUUUAUUGGGAUUUCUUUGAGCUUGUGUGUGUGAUGUUCCGCCCUAAACACUCUGGUCUGAUGUUACAGGUUUUUGUUUCCCUGCACACUCCCACUCCCUGUCCAUUUGCAUGGCAACCCUUUACUGGGCCAGCUGCUGCUGCCCUUUUCUUUCGUCAUGUUGAAUCCUAAUCAUUACUUUCAAAGGAGAGCGUCUCCAAAGCUCCUUUAUCAAGUGUUUGUACUGGGAGGAGGCAAGCCGCUGUCCAGCACCCACUCAGGCUGCUCCUCUGCUUAACUCUCUGUUCUGCAAGCCGUGCGUAUUUCCUAUUAGUAACCUGCUUCUUCAAGUUUGGAGAAGAUAACAUAUGGAAGAAGAAGCUCUGCACUGAUGCCAUGAGGUUGAUUCUGGUCAAACCCACCAACGCAACGCGACGUCUUGACUCAACAGGUGAGGUCUUCCAUGAUGGGGACCAUGAGCAUUGUACCUCAGGAGGUCCAUCCUCAAAAACUCCUGAGGGCAUGCGGGAUCGAUACUCAGGUGCCUCUGUGGAAGUGUCUUCUUCCCCGCAGGAGAUGAGUCUCUGCUGUGUUUCAUCUUCGCCCCAUGAAAGAUCUAAUGGAAUCAGCCCACCAAGAGAUUCAGCCCAGAUGUCGCCACUGAAAACCCAAAACCUAAACUUAUCACAUUUGAGUGACCAGGACUGGCUGUUGCUUUGUGGCCAGGUUAGCAGCGUGGGAGAUGAAUCACCCUCAGUGGAAAGAGCAGGAACCAGCGUGGGACAUCCAAACCCCAGUGACAGAUGUGGUUGUUCCUGUCCUGAUGUACACCAACAUCCAGAGGCCUCUACUUUUCAUCAGGGCCCAGUCCAGCAAGGCUGCCUCUCCAGGGUUUCAAACAGGAGAAGCCUUUCAUCUUCACCACACACCCAGCCUUUCUCCCAAUGCACCCAAGCUCCAACCCCUUGCCAGGUUUUACCACAGCAAAUAAACCAAAGGAAUCUUUUGAAACCUGCAACGAACCAUCCGCAGGAUAAUUUCACGCUCCAGCGCGGUGACCAAGAUGGUCAAAAGGAGUUACUGCAGCAGCAGUCCUGCAAUCAUUUUAAACUUAAAGACAGCAGCAACGCAACUUUAUUCAACAUUCCCCUGACCUCCAUCGAGUGUGCUGAGACAAAUCAGAAGCUCCACCAACACUCUCAGCCUGCCGUCACCACAAACCUCAACUGGAGAGAGCUCUUUGGCAACGAACCACUAUUAGUUCAGCAACGUCAAAGGAAAGACUCUCAGUGCUCGAUGAGCGGUGAUCAGAGCUGCAAGUCAUCUGGAGAUCCCUCCAUUGUCCUCAAGUGCCGUCAUCUCCCGUACAAGCCUUUGACCAGCACUCCGCGGGUGCAGAGAUCGUCUACGCCAGCCAGUAACAAAAGUGUCCAAUCCUUCUCCACCAGCCAGUAUAGCUCACUUGAGAACCAGGAUCUAGUGGAGGAGAGAGCUAGACGACGGCAAAGUCAGACCAACUCUCAACACCUCAGUAGAUCAAGACUCUCAAUCCUUAAACACACUCCUCCACCAUCCUCCACCUUCCAAUCUGGUGGCACAGUCAAUGGGGAUGCAGUGCGACCGCUGAGCAGCCAGGGCACUCUUAGAUCCAGUCUUGCAGAUCUCCCCUCAGGCCAGCAGCCUCUUCAGCUUCUCCACAGUGCCAUCCUGGAGGAUGCCUUCUCUAAAGUCAUCAGAGAAGAUUCCAGUAAGGCCAACAGUGAGAACCUGACCAGAGAGGAAGGCAGCGUACCACACAAGAAGACCAAGGACAUUAGCUACCGGCUGGGUCAGAGAAAAGCGCUCUUCGGGAAGCGUAAACAGUUGAGUGACUAUGCGUUGGUCUGUGGGAUGUUUGGCAUCAUCGUCAUGGUGAUUGAGACGGAGCUGUCGAGGGGGUUUUAUGGCAAGGAAUCUAUAUAUUCAUAUGUACUGAAAGGCCUGAUCAGCCUCUCGACUGCUAUUCUUCUUGGACUCAUUGUGAUGUACCAUGCAAGGGAGAUCCAGCUCUUCAUGGUGGACAAUGGAGCGGACGACUGGAGGAUAGCUAUGACCUUUGAGCGGAUUUUCUUCGUUGCGUUUGAGCUGCUCAUCUGUGCCAUCCACCCAAUCCCAGGCCAGUAUGUGUUCACCUGGACAGCUCGACUGGCCUUCAGCUACACAGCAUCAGUGGCGGAUGCUGAUGUUGACAUCAUCCUCUCUGUGCCCAUGUUCCUGCGCCUCUACCUGAUUGGUCGGGUCAUGCUGCUCCACAGUAAGCUGUUCACGGACGCCUCCUCCCGCAGCAUCGGGGCACUCAACAAGAUCAGCUUUGACACUCGUUUUGUCAUGAAGACUCUGAUGACCAUCUGCCCCGGCACGGUCCUGCUGGUCUUCAGCGUGUCUUGCUGGAUCAUUGCAGCGUGGACUGUGCGCGUAUGUGAGAGGUAUCACGAUGCACAGGAGGUGACCAGUACCUUCCUUGGAGCAAUGUGGCUGAUCUCCAUCACCUUCCUGUCCAUCGGCUACGGCGACAUGGUCCCUCAUACCUACUGUGGGAAGGGGGUUUGCCUGCUGACAGGAAUCAUGGGAGCGGGCUGUACAGCCUUAGUGGUCGCCGUUGUUGCACGAAAGUCAGAACUCACCCGAGCUGAGAAGCACGUCCAUAACUUCAUGAUGGAUACUCAGCUGUAUAAAAAGGUAAAAAACACAGCAGCGAAUGUGCUGAGGGAGACGUGGCUCAUCUACAAAAACACCAAGCUGGUCAAAAAGAUCGACCGUGCCAGAGUGCGCCACCAUCAGCGCAAAUUCCUGCAAGCCAUCCACCAACUGCGAACAGUCAAAAUGGAGCAAAGGAAACUCACCGAUCAGGCCAACACAGUCGCUGACCUUGCCAAGACUCAGAACAUGAUGUAUGAUCUGGUGUUGGAGCUGCAGCAUCGCAGCGAGGAGCUGGACAGGAGGAUCGCAGCUCUGGAAGAGAAACUGGACUCCAUCCUUCUCAGCGUGCAGUCGCUGCCCGUUGUGCUUUCUCAAGCAAUAACAAAGCUGCAAAAGGAUUUCCUGGACGACUUGGCCUGUCGUGUCCACUUCCUGUCAUCCUCCCUGAGCUCUGAGUGCUGUUCGGUCCCUGCCAGGCAGCUCUGUCAAGGACCCGCCACACCAGAGACACCGUACAGCUCAUAGGCCUCACUCAGUGGUUUUCCUUUUAGUCUGUGACCUUUUUUUUUACACUGGGAAGGAUUUUCUCAACAUGCACACUUUUUUUUAAAAGUUGUGCUCUGCUACACAUUCAUACAGUUACACACAUUCACCCCUGGGAGUUACAGCUUCCGCUCCAGGGAGAAGGGAAGUCCCUCAGUCUUGGAGGGGAAGGGAAAAGCAUUACUCCUUCAUUUCCUCUUCUCAAAGUUUCACACAUAACCCAGCAGCUGGGUUUUCAGAUACAAACACCCAAACAUCAGUCCAUAGAGCCUAUUUUUAUCUCACUCCAGAGAUCCAUAUUACUGUCAUGGUGAAUAAAAUCCAUGAUUAAUACAGUGUAUCUUCUACAGCCUAACUGAGUUCACUCCUAAGCAAUUAAAUGAAUAAGGGAUUCCUAAUUUUUUUGAGCUCAAAGACCUCAUCUUGUUAAGCCUGUCUUGUUUUUGCUCACCAGUCCACUAUGUUGCUGUAUUUAUUUCUGAAAAAUCUAACAUUAUGGAACUGGAAAAGGUUCUUUGUUUACUAGUUAUUAAUGAUCAUCUCGGGGGUGGGCUCGUCGUUGCUGCCUAACUGGCAGUGAAGAUGAUGAAGGCUGUGCUCCCAUACAUCCAAGAGUUGUUGUUUUUCCUCUUCCAUCAGGUCCCCCAUUAGAGAAGGGUGGUUAGGCAUAGACAGGGAAGACUUUCUGCUUCAAAGCAAUAACGGUCUGGUGCUAGCUGAGAUUUCAGAGCUGUUAAAGGCUUGUGAGAAGUGUGGUCUCAGAUGGUCAGACCAAACUGUUAUGAUUGUGGUAAAUGCCAGACUAAAGCCUAAAGGGGAAGAAACGUUGCACUGAGGGAGCCUAGACUUUAGAAUAUCGGAUUUAUUUAACAUGGCGAUUGUUUCAGAGCCACCCGAAUGCUCUUGUUUAUUUUCUUCACUCACAUCCUUGUUUUUCUUAUUGUUUGUAUGGUGAUUUGCUGCUUCUUGCAACGUUUUCCUGUGUAGCAGUAUCCUAUUAAAGGCCCAGUGUGUAAGAUUUAGUGGCAUCAUAGCAGUGAAGUUGCAUAACUGAAACAUCUCCUGUGUGCCAACUGUGUUUGAGAACUAUGCUGGCUGACACACAAACACAAAUGGCUCUAUCUAGAGCCAACCUUUGAUUUGUCUGUUCUGGGCUACUGUAGAAACAUGACAUACUCCGUGGAAGAGGACCUGCUCCAUAUGUAGAUAUGAAUGGCUCAUUCAAAGGCAACAGAAGCAAUGAUUCUUAGUUUCAGGAGAUUUUAAACUGACUAAAACAUAUUUGUGAAUAUCAUAUACCAUUUUUGCCAGUAGAUGCCUCUAAAUCCACACUGGACCUUUAAGUUGUACACAUAAAAAUCU
Epinephelus fuscoguttatus (brown-marbled grouper) is the source of this 6558-nucleotide messenger RNA. It is a transcript of the gene kcnn1b, whose product is annotated as potassium intermediate/small conductance calcium-activated channel, subfamily N, member 1b. The coding region runs from base 2371 to 5178 and encodes 935 amino acids. The transcript has 10 exons. NCBI's taxonomy places the organism in Eukaryota, Metazoa, Chordata, Actinopteri, Perciformes, Serranidae. Gene Ontology annotation, biological process: potassium ion transmembrane transport. Gene Ontology annotation, cellular component: plasma membrane; neuron projection; neuronal cell body. The record is from RefSeq and is a predicted model, not a curated record. Gene Ontology annotation, molecular function: calmodulin binding; small conductance calcium-activated potassium channel activity.